AGGCGACUUCGGCUGCUUCCAACCGCGGAAGAGGAGGCCAGCCGCCCAGCUCCCUUCCCCGCCCCGCUUCUGGGCCCUCCCGUCUCCCCGAUCAACCGGGGAUCGGAGAGAGAGUGACCCUCCAGGGCCGCCCCUCUUCCGUCUCCAACUGGUCUCCCCGGCCCGUGCGCUUUUGCGCAAGGAUCCCUCGCCGCGCCCUGCUCCGGCGGCUUCCCCUUGGCUAACGCCCAGCGAGGGAGGAGUUGCUCUGCCACGGACGGGCGGAGACGGGGGGGUGCCCGAGCGACGCUCCUGCGCCGAAAAAAAACCCUUCCCUUACCCUCCUCCAGUGUAAAGAUCGGGGCCUUUUUACUCCGUCCUAGGCCGAGGGGACGCUCCGGGCGCAGGGAAUUUGAUUGCUUGGAUAAUCAACCAACAUGUCAGAAGAGUUCAUCGUUCCGAUUUAUUGCACUGGCGUCUCAGCUCAAGUCCAGAAGCAACGGGCCAAAGACCUGGGUUUGGGAAAACAUGAGAAUGCAGUCAAGUAUUUGGCUCAGGAUUUUGAGACGCUCCGCAACGAAUGUCUGCAGAAUGGGAGUCUCUUUAGGGAUGAAACCUUCCCAGCUACAGCCUCUUCGCUGGGUUUUAAAGAACUGGGGCCAAGUUCUUCAAAGACCUACGGGGUCAAGUGGAAACGCCCAACAGAAAUGUGCCGCAACCCCCUUUUCAUCGUAGACGGCGCCACACGGACCGAUGUUUGUCAGGGAGCUCUGGGGGACUGUUGGCUGUUGGCUGCCAUUGCGUCGCUCACGCUGAAUGACCCCCUUCUCCAUCGCGUGGUCCCCCAUGGACAAAGCUUCCAGAAUGGAUAUGCUGGACUCUUCCACUUCCAGAUUUGGCAGUUCGGGGAAUGGAUCGACGUGGUGGUGGACGAUUUGCUCCCGACAAAAGACGGGAAGCUGGUGUUUGUCCACUCUGCCGAAGGGAACGAAUUCUGGAGCGCCCUCCUUGAAAAAGCUUAUGCCAAGGUGAACGGCUGCUAUGAAGCCUUAUCCGGCGGAAGCACCUCCGAAGGCUUUGAGGACUUUACAGGCGGGGUUACCGAGUGGUACGAUCUGCGGAAGCCUCCCGGCGAUCUCUUUCAGAUCAUCUUGAAAGCCCUGGAGAGGGGGUCUCUCAUGGGCUGCUCCAUCGAUAUCACCAGUGCAUUUGACAUGGAAGCGGUCACGUUCAAGAAGCUGGUGAAGGGCCAUGCUUAUUCGGUCACCGGAGCUGAGCAGAUCAACUACCGAGGACAGCGCAUCAGCCUGAUCCGGAUGCGAAACCCGUGGGGAGAGGUAGAAUGGACGGGAGCGUGGAGUGACAGUUCUGGAGAGUGGAAUGCAGUGGAGCCGGCUGUGGGGCCGCAGCUGAGGGUGAAAAUGGAGGAUGGAGAGUUUUGGAUGUCCUUCCAAGAUUUCCUCCGCGAAUUCUCCCGUCUCGAGAUCUGCAACCUCACCCCCGAUGCGCUGAAGGCUCGCAAAUUCCGAAAAUGGAACACCACGCUGUAUGACGGCACUUGGAGACGAGGGAGCACGGCUGGGGGCUGUAGAAAUUUCCCAGCCACCUUCUGGAUUAACCCGCAGUUUAAAAUCCGGCUUGACGAGAUUGAUCAUGAGGACGAAGAUGGGCGGAGAGAGCCCGGGUGCAGCUUCCUUUUGGCCCUGAUGCAGAAAAACCGUCGCCGGGAGCGGCGGUUGGGCAAGGACAUGGAGACCAUCGGCUUUGCCGUCUACGAGGUGCCUCCAGAGUGCAAGGGGCAGCCUUCGGUCCACCUGAAGCGGGAUUUUUUCCUCUCCAACUCUUCCCGGGCCCGAUCGGAGCAGUUCAUCAACUUGCGCGAAGUCAGCACUCGUUUUAGGCUGCCCCCAGGUGAAUACAUUGUGGUCCCUUCGACUUUUGAGCCCAACAAGGAAGGAGACUUUGUACUUCGCGUGUUCUCAGAAAACAAAGCCGGGACCGUGGAGAUGGAUGAUCAGAUCCAAGCCAACCUUCCCGAUGAGAAAAUUCUUUCGGAGCGUGAAAUUGAUGAAGGCUUUAAACAGCUGUUUAAACAGCUGGCAGGGGCUGAUAUGGAGAUCAGCCCACGAGAACUGCAAACCAUCCUCAACAAGAUCAUCGGAAAACAUAAAGAUCUACGCACGAAAGGAUUCAGCCUGGAGUCCUGCCGAAGUAUGGUGAACCUCAUGGAUAAAGAUGGGAAUGGAAAACUCGGCCUGGUGGAGUUCAAUGUCCUUUGGACUAAGAUUAAAGAGUAUCUGGCAGUCUUCCGGAAGUUUGAUUUGGACAAGUCGGGAAGCAUGAGUUCCUACGAAAUGCGAAUGGCUCUGGAAUCUGCAGGUUUCAAACUAAACAAGAGACUCUAUGAACUGAUCAUCACUCGCUAUGCAGAGCCCGACCUGGCCCUGGACUUCGACAACUUUGUCUGCUGUUUGGUGCGGCUGGAAACCAUGUUCCGAUUUUUCCAAGCCUUGGACACGGACAAAGACGGGAUUGUCACGUUUGACUUGAUUAAGUGGAUACAACUGACCAUGUUUGCCUGAAAAAAAGAUACGGAUCACGUCCCGUGCAACUCUGUGGACUUUUCAUCUCCCCGGACAUUUUGUUUUGAAAAUGGGGGAGAUUCUGACCUGCAAGUGCCUUGCGUUAACGCUUUUUCGCCGCUUCUGUUCCAAGGAGAAGAAACACACAAACAGACACACCCCCACGCUUCCAACUCGGAGUUGUUCCAUUUCCUGUGUGGGCUCCUACCGGCACUGGGGGACCUGAAUGCAGCUUCAUUUCAAAUGUCUGUCUUCACACCUGGUGUGAUGCUGCUCGGGACUCGCACAGCGUUUGGCCAAACUCACAAAACUGCCUUGUCUCUCACGCCAACACAGCAGCACUCCCCAAGUUCACAAAAUUGGGGGGGGGGGUACUCUUGGCAAGGUGGAAUUACAGGUAGUCCUCAAUUUACAACAAUUAAUUUAGUGCGCGUUGAAAGUUAUAGGCGCUGAAAAAAUAGGGACUUAGGACCGUUUUCGCCCUUAUGACUGUUGCAGAAUCCCGCAUGGUGAUGUGGUUUAUAUUCGGAUGCUUGGCAACCGACUCACAUUUAUGACGGUUGCAGUGUCCCGGGAUCAUGUGAUCCCCUUUUGCGACCUUCUGAUACGAGGGGAGCCAGAUUCACUUAACAACCGGGUUACUGAUUUAAGAACAGCAGUGAUUCGGUUAAGAAAUGUGGCAAGGAGAGUCGUAAAAUGAGGCAAACCUUCGUUAGCCAUUUUCUCACUUAGCAACAUAAAUUUUGGGCUGAAUUGGGGUCGAGGGCUACCUGUGCCUGGAAAACUCUCUCUUUUGGGAACCGCAAAAUUGUGGACAAAAAUGUAUAUUUAAUCUUGCUGCAGACGUUAAGCGAGGACGAAUCGG
This is a messenger RNA of Crotalus tigris (Tiger rattlesnake), 3426 nucleotides long. It is a transcript of the gene CAPN1, whose product is annotated as calpain 1. Gene Ontology annotation, cellular component: cytoplasm. Gene Ontology annotation, biological process: proteolysis. The record is from RefSeq and is a predicted model, not a curated record. The transcript has 22 exons. Gene Ontology annotation, molecular function: calcium-dependent cysteine-type endopeptidase activity; calcium ion binding. The coding region runs from base 417 to 2561 and encodes 714 amino acids. Lineage: Eukaryota; Metazoa; Chordata; Lepidosauria; Squamata; Viperidae.